Drosophila gunungcola (fruit fly) is the source of this 773-nucleotide messenger RNA. RefSeq names its product thioredoxin-2. The record is from RefSeq and is a predicted model, not a curated record. Lineage: Eukaryota; Metazoa; Arthropoda; Insecta; Diptera; Drosophilidae. The transcript has a single exon. The coding region runs from base 269 to 691 and encodes 140 amino acids.
CACUUUGUUGAAAAGUGCAACCAAAGUUUGACCUUAGAAGAAUAACCUAAGCAAAAAGGCAGCCAAAUGUAAAGCUGCAGGCCACAAUACGCCCACCGAGAAAAACAAUGACACAUCCAUUAGCAAGAAACAUAAGCAACUAGCUAAGAACCUAUUGUCACUUACCCUUCAACGCUUUUUCACAGGAAAACUCAAGAAAAAUCGAAAUUUUAAGUCGGAAAAAUUGUUGGUAAAAUUUAGAGCUACGUUGCUAACUCGAGGGUUACCUAUGGCUUCCCAGCACAAAAAGGUGAUCGUUGUCGAUUCGAAGAGCUCCUACGACAAGCUACUCGAGGAUGCAGGGCCCAACAAACAUGUCCUGGUCGAGUUCUAUGCCACCUGGUGUGGUCCUUGCGCGAUGAUUGGGCCCCGUUUGGAGCAACUGGCAACGGAGUACUCCAGCCGGAUGAUGAUCCUCAAGAUCGACGUGGACCAGAACGAGGAUCUGGCACUCCAGUACGAGAUCAGUAGCAUGCCCACGUUUCUGAUCAUCAAGAACCGUGUGACCCUCUUCCAGUUCGUGGGCAGCAAUGUCGAUAGAGUCGUCAGCACGGUGGAAAAAUAUGUGGGCAGGGCAGAUGAAGUGCCAGUCAAGGCGGGAAACAAGUCAAACGAAGGCAAUGCCAACUCAGCUCCCGUGUCAAAAUUGUAGAAAUGCCAAAAUCCCUCUGGCUGUUUUAAUCUGGUCAUUACCAUGCAGUUAAAAACCAAAAUAAAGUGUGUAUAAAACUUUA